CGCGUCUUCGGGCUUUGUCGUUCACCUCCGUAGCUAGUUGUUGCUUGUCUGAGGUCUGAACGAUGAUUGACAAUAAUGGCGACGCGUUUAUUCUGAGUUGACUCCAGGGGAACGUUCUCUGGUUGACAAAGGGAACGUCUGGGGUGGAUUUUCAGCUCGACGGACAUAAAACAAUAAGAAUAAGGACUAACAUUUACCUCAACGGAAAAUAACUUGCUAGCCAGGAGAGGUUUAUCCUGCUAGCAUUGCUACAGCUAGCAACUCGGCUCGCUAGCUUGCUAAGUUGAAGAGGUGGCAUUAUUGUGUAUGGAGUGGAGGAGAGAGAGCUUGCUGGGUACUCAGAUCUGGCUAAGCUAGCAAUGUGGCUACUUAAUAGGCUUUUGGGCUAAACGUUUAUUAGUUUCUCAUUCUCCAAGUCAACGCCGAUGAGGCACUGACUUACAGUUACCGUUAGCUUGUGGAGGAUAGUUUUCUAGGAGGCUCCGACAGCCUCCUUUAGGUAGCUAGCAGGCUAGCUUUGUGGAUUGUUCGUCUCCUUUCCUGUACGGACUUGUUCGCACUUGGGAUUUUGGAAACUGUCCACCGGCUUUCAAACUUGUAAUAUUGCACAAAAAAAAAAUGACUACCGGCAGGAAUAACCGAGCGAUGAUGGAAGGAGUCGGAGCCAGAGUGGUCCGCGGACCCGACUGGAAGUGGGGGAAGCAGGAUGGUGGAGAGGGACAUGUUGGCACCGUGAGGAGUUUUGAAAGUCCAGAGGAGGUGGUGGUUGUCUGGGAUAACGGGACGGCUGCUAACUACCGCUGUUCUGGAGCGUACGACGUGAGGAUAUUAGACAGUGCUCCAACAGGCAUCAAGCAUGACGGAACCAUGUGUGACACCUGCCGUCAACAGCCCAUCAUCGGCAUUCGCUGGAAAUGUGCUGAGUGCACCAAUUACGACCUUUGCACAACCUGUUACCAUGGAGACAAGCAUCACCUGAGACACCGCUUCUAUCGGAUCACCACCCCGGGCAGCGAGAGAGUUCUUUUGGAGUCACGUCGAAAGUCAAAGAAAAUCACAGCCAGAGGGAUCUUCACCGGUGGCCGGGUUGUUAGAGGAGUGGACUGGCAGUGGGAAGACCAAGAUGGAGGCAACGGAAGGAGAGGAAAGGUGACGGAGAUCCAGGACUGGAGUGCAGCCAGCCCUCACAGCGCUGCCUACGUACUGUGGGACAAUGGGGCCAAGAACCUGUACAGAGUGGGCUUUGAGGGAAUGUCGGAUCUGAAAUGUGUCCAGGAUGCCAAAGGAGGCUCUUUUUACAGAGACCACUGUCCCGUUUUAGGUGAGCAGAAUGGCAACAGAAAUCCUGGCGGCCUCCAGAUCGGAGACCUGGUCAACAUCGACUUAGACCUCGAGAUUGUUCAGUCCCUUCAACACGGCCACGGUGGGUGGACUGACGGCAUGUUUGAGACGCUCACCACCACCGGCACAGUGUGUGGCAUCGAUGAGGAUCACGACAUCGUCGUCCAGUACCCCAGUGGGAACAGGUGGACGUUUAACCCCGCCGUGCUGACAAAGGCCAACGCAGUGCGCAGCGGCGACGCAGCAGCCGGGGCCGAGGGAGGCACCUCCCAGUUUGUAGUGGGAGACCUGGUCCAGAUCUGCUACGACAUCGACCGCAUCAAACUGCUCCAAAGAGGCCACGGAGAGUGGGCCGAGGCAAUGCUACCUACCCUCGGCAAGGUGGGCCGUGUGCAGCAGAUCUACUCUGACAGCGACCUGAAGGUCGAGGUUUGUGGAACUUCCUGGACGUACAAUCCCGCCGCUGUCACCAAGAUUGCCCCCUCUGGCUCCGCUGUCACCAACGCCUCUGGAGAGCGUCUGUCUCAGCUGCUGAAGAAACUGUUUGAGACACAAGAGUCUGGAGACAUCAAUGAGGAGCUGGUCAAGGCAGCAGCCAAUGGUGACCUGGCCAAAGUGGAGGACAUCCUGAAGAGACCUGAUGUGGAUGUGAACGGCCAGUGUGCUGGACACACUGCUAUGCAGGCAGCCAGUCAGAAUGGUCACGUGGACGUCCUAAAGCUGCUGCUGAAACACAGCGUGGACCUGGAAGCUGAGGACAAAGAUGGAGACCGGGCAGUGCACCACGCAUCCUUUGGCGAUGAGGGCUCUGUCAUUGAGGUACUGCAGAGGGGCGGUGCUGACUUGAAUGCCAGGAACAAGCGAAGGCAGACUCCUUUACACAUAGCGGUCAACAAGGGACACCUGCAGGUGGUCAAAACCCUGCUGGACUUUGGCUGCCACCCCAGCCUUCAGGAUUCCGAGGGGGACACGCCGCUGCACGAUGCCAUAAGCAAGAAGAGAGAUGACAUGCUGUCUGUGCUGCUGGAGGCUGGUGCUGAUGUCACCAUCACCAACAAUAAUGGCUUCAAUGCCUUGCAUCACGCGGCACUUCGAGGAAACCCCAGUGCCAUGCGCGUGCUGCUGUCUAAACUGCCGAGGCCUUGGAUCGUAGACGAGAAGAAGGACGACGGCUACACCGCUCUGCAUCUGGCAGCCCUCAACAACCAUGUCGAGGUGGCCGAGCUGUUGGUGCACCAGGGCAGUGCCAACUUAGACAUCCAGAACGUCAACCAGCAGACGGCGUUACACCUGGCAGUGGAGCGUCAACACACUCAGAUAGUCCGGCUGCUGGUGCGGGCGGAGGCCAAGCUAGACGUGCAGGACAAGGACGGGGACACGCCGCUCCACGAGGCACUGCGUCACCACACACUGUCCCAACUGCGACAACUCCAAGAUAUGCAGGACGUCAGCAAAGUGGAGCCCUGGGAACCCUCCAAGAACACAUUAAUCAUGGGCUUGGGCACCCAGGGGGCAGAGAAGAAGAGUGCGGCAUCCAUCGCCUGCUUCCUGGCAGCUAACGGAGCAGACCUGACCAUUCGUAACAAGAAGGGCCAGUCCCCUCUAGACCUGUGUCCAGACCCCAGCCUCUGCAAGGCUCUGGCCAAGUGCCACAAAGAGAAAAGCAGCGGUCAGGUGGGCACCCGCAGCCCGUCUCUGAACAGCAACAUCGAGACCCUGGAUGAGUGUAUGGUGUGUUCGGACUUGAAGAGAGACACUCUGUUUGGGCCCUGCGGACACAUCGCCACCUGCUCCCUCUGCUCGCCUCGCGUCAAGAAGUGUCUCAUCUGCAAGGAUCAGGUCCAGUCGAGAACUAAGAUCGAAGAGUGCGUAGUCUGCUCUGACAAAAAAGCAGCCGUACUGUUCCAGCCCUGUGGCCACAUGUGCGCUUGUGAGAACUGUGCCAGCCUCAUGAAGAAGUGCGUACAGUGUCGGGCUGUAGUGGAACGCCGUACCCCCUUUGUUCUUUGCUGUGGUGGGAAAGGUAUGGAGGAUGAGGCCGCUGAUGAUGAUGAUGAUGAUGAUGAUGGUGAUGAUGAUGAUGAUGAUGAUGAUGAUGAUGAUGAUGACCUUACAGGGAGCUCUAACACUAUGGCAGGGGGAUCGCAGGAUCUUCUCCAGCCCAACAAUCUGGCAAUAAGUUGGUCCAGCGGAAACAUCCCCGCUUUGCAGAGAGACAAGGACAACACCAACGUCAACGCUGAUGUACAGAAGCUCCAGCAACAGCUGCAGGACAUCAAGGAGCAGACUAUGUGUCCGGUGUGUCUGGACCGGCUGAAGAACAUGAUCUUCAUGUGCGGCCACGGCACCUGCCAGCUGUGUGGGGACCGAAUGAGCGAGUGCCCCAUCUGCCGCAAGGCCAUCGAGCGCCGCAUCCUCCUUUACUAGACCCCCCCCCCCCCCCCCUACCACAGACUCUUUCUCCUCUCUUAAGGCCCUCACCGAACGCCACAUUCACACCAGCUGGUGCUGCCGCUGCUCACCAUCCCCACAGCACCCGAGUCAGCCAGCCGAGGGCGUUCUCUCACGUCUUAUUCGACACGACAAAUGCUCUCUUAAUGGUUUGCUUUCAGAUGGAAUUUCUGUUACAAAACAAGGAAAAAAAAAUAUGAAUUGACGUUUUUAGCAGUUUUGCUGUUCUGUCGUGUGUUCUACGAACUACGUGCAUCACACGCGUCGCCUUUUUCUCCCAUUUUUCUCUCUGCCUUUCUUCUCCCGCCAUCAUCUUCUCGCUCUCCUCUCUGUGUGAUUCUCUGUUUUUAAUGUGAAAGUUCUUUUCUCUCCGAACGAGUCCACGGUGGCUCCUUUUAGCCUCGUGGUCCUGGACAUGAACUUUUUCGGGGCUCAUUUCUGGAUUUCACCCCAGAACGGCUCCCCGCUAAAGCAGAACUGUAGAGGAGGUGAUGAAGAGGUCGGGCCCCCCGGUCCCUUACGAUGUAAAGUUCUCGCACAUCUGUCGCAGUCAAUGCCGGCUGCAGUCGAAUUUUAUUGUAUUUGUAAAUCUUUAUGCACGUGUAUUGGUAUCGGAAGCUCCAGAUGUGGAUUUUAAGUACUUAAUUUUUCGCAACUUAAUGGCCAGUUUGUGACACAUUAAUGGCCAGUUUGUGACACAUUACUGUUUUGCACCACUUAAAAAGGUUCCGCGAGUGUUUUCAGCUUCAUGUCGGUGUUCAGUUCGGCUGCUGUGACACUCGUGUGCCGACUGAAGACCGGAUGUUUUGGCAGUUUUGCACUAGAAACGCCGAGUCAGGGUAAAAGCUCUUUUCUGCAGCGACUUUGGAGGUCCACUUCAGCUCAUUGAUAAAACGCAGAUGGAGUUGUAGUAACUGCCAGGGAGUACGCACACACACACACACACACACCGCACCCGUGUUUUUGUUAUCCAUGCUGUACCAACACUCUUUUUUUGGCUGCGAAUUCCACGGCCGCCGUGUAGCGACUCCAGAAGAACCCUCCCACUCAUCCAGCUUCUGUCCGGUGAUCAGCCCCCGUUGUACCUGUUCGUUGUACACACUACAUGAUGCAAACACUUCUGUCACAAGAGUAUCUUGUCACAACUUGAUGUUAAAACUGUUAAAACUGUUGAGACUUGGUGGUAUUGUCUGACAAAAAAAAAAAAAGUACAAUUCAAUGAGCAGUGCUAAUUUACCAUUGACAACGCUGUGCCAUUUGCUUCCAAAAAUCGACUUGUUUAAAUAACUUGUAUGGGGAUAAGGUGCUCUUUAUCUUGUAUUACUUUUUUUUAUUUAAGUGCAUUUCCUUUUUUUUCUCUCAAAAUCAAGGAUUUAUUUGAGCUAGAGAGUACAAUCCAUUAGAACACUAAGAUGAAAAUGUAGAAUAAAUUAUUUUGUAUUGCUGCCCAAAAAAAAUAGGAUUUAUAGGUAACACUGCCUUCCUAAUAUGUAGCCUCAAAAUCUCACUUAACAUCCUGCUUUGAUAUUAAUGUCGAGAUCCGUUUGUGAUGUUUUUCGUUGGCAGUAGCUUUCUAGCCGUCAUCAGUAGAAGCACUUUUUAUUUCUCUGAAAUAGAUCUCUGUAAGCCGAACGUGUUCAUUUGUGAAACUGAAGAAGAAGAAAAAAAAAAAGACAUUUUGUCGUCAAAGGUGUCGAGUAUGUUUUCAUCAGUGUUUUAUUUGGGAGGAAAGCUAAUGAUUUUAUAAAGACAGAACUGCCUUACCUGUUUUAAAAGGCAGUGGCCCAUGUGGAGACUCAGCGAGGAGGCUAGCUUGCUCCUCCUCUAUGUGGGAAUUUGCAUCCGCAUAAGAGCAUUGUUUUGUUUUCCUUCUUUCGACUGAAAGCAACUUUUUUGAGUACAGUUUUGAUUCUUUUCAUUGAUCAUGAUAACACUUAAAGCUGGAAGCACUAAUACGCUUUAUGGUAGUGUUGUCUUGUUAUGGUUGUUAUGAAAAAGCCUAUUUUGUACUUUUAUUUUCAAUACCUGUAACUGUCCUGUUGGAAAAAUGUAUCGGUAGUAUUUUCUUUGGCAUGAAUGUUUGACAUAUGCAGUACGACAUGUAUCAUGGAAACCGUUCAGUCUGUAUUGCUAAUAAGUGCUUUUAAAAACAACCAUAUAGCUGAAAUAAAGUUCUACAUGAACCACGGGA
Molecule: messenger RNA, 5983 nt
Organism: Anarrhichthys ocellatus (wolf-eel)
Lineage: Eukaryota; Metazoa; Chordata; Actinopteri; Perciformes; Anarhichadidae
Gene: mib1
Product: MIB E3 ubiquitin protein ligase 1
Exons: 22
Coding region: 619-3768 (1049 amino acids)
Biological process (GO): endocytosis; Notch signaling pathway; protein ubiquitination
Cellular component (GO): cytoplasm
Molecular function (GO): protein binding; zinc ion binding; ubiquitin-protein transferase activity
Source: RefSeq, a predicted model, not a curated record